Prunus armeniaca (apricot) is the source of this 1338-nucleotide messenger RNA. The record is from the annotation of a GenBank genome assembly. NCBI's taxonomy places the organism in Eukaryota, Viridiplantae, Streptophyta, Magnoliopsida, Rosales, Rosaceae.
AUGGACCAAAUUGCUCCUUGCAUUCAUGAUGAGCUUGCCUUGUUUGUUCAGAAAUAUAGAAGGGUUGUCAAAGGUAAAACCAAAGUCACUAGGAAUUGUCAAAAUCUUCCUAGCUCGUCUACAUGUGUGUCUCAAGACAAUGUUUUUAAGGAGAUGAAUUUUUUGGACUCUUAUGGCUUUAGGGAGGACAAAAGUUUGAAGGGUCUUGUAAAGUGCUAUCUAUGUGGUGGUGCUGGUCACACUUAUGUGGAAUGUGCAAAUAACCACAUGAUAAAGUCUAAUGGGAGAGAAGAGUCAAUUAAUGCACAAUGGAGUGAUAGUGAUAGUGUUGAUUCCAAUAACUAUAUCACUUCAUCUUUUGAAGAGACAAAUAAUUUUGCCCUUGUUGGUUCUGUUCAUAACUCUAGCAUUGCUAGAGUUCAUGUAGUUAAGGAAGGAAAAUCUGAUUCAAAAAAUGAAUUUGUGUCUAAAGAUGAUAGGCAGGAUGACCAGUCAUACCUGGGUAUGUGUGAAAAGUAUGAUAUCCUUUUUACUGAAACUUCCAAGCUUAAGGAAAGAAAUUUCCUACUUGAAAGGAAGGUAAAGAACCUGGAAAUUCUUAAUUGCACUUUUAAAGAAGCAAAUAAUGAAUUGAGUGAAAAUAUUGAGACCUUGAAGAGUGAAAAGGAUUCAUUGAUUGUCAUUAAAAAUGACAUUUCAAACCAAUUGAAUGUGCUCAAGGAAAACAACUUGGUUUUCCAUGCCUCCAACAAGAAUUUGUUGACUCAGAUAAAUGAGGCAAAUGACAUGGUGAUCAAGCUUACCAUAGGGGCUAAAAAGGUGGAUAAAAUGUUGAAUAUGGGUAAGGUUCAUGGAGACAAAAUUGCUUUUGGUUAUGGUUGUUCUAGUUCAUAUGCCCCUCCUCAUUUGACCACAUUUGUCAAGGAGUCAAAUACAAAGUUUGAUGUUUUAGAGCCAACUAGGACUCAAAGAUUCAUUCCUACUUGUUACCAUUGUGGUGUGAAAGGUCAUAUUCGACCUAGGUGUAAUGCUCUAAGGAAUGUGUCUAGAGCAACCGAUGCAAAUGGCUUUAAGAACCAUAUUUCAUCUCUUAAAACAUGUGAGCUUGCAAAAUUUGACACAUUAGACCCAAAGUGUUUUGAGCUUAGGAAUUUUGAGCAAAAGCCUUUUGUUCAUUUCAAGAAAGUAAAUGAUGACUCACUUCAAACUCAAGUAAAUGAUCUUCUUUAUAAAGUUGUCAAAAUUCCUACGGUGUUCUCUUUGCCUCAUGAAGUCUCAAAAGUAAAGCAAGUUUGGAUCAAGAAGGAAGACCAUGUUCUUCCUCAUGUUGGUGACUAG